AUGCAGAUGGAUACAUCCAAUUAUUACUCGACCUCUCCAAAUUCUUCAAUUUCAAGUUCUGGAACCAGAGAAAGUCUUAUGAAUACACCCCCAAACUUUGGAUACUCUGAAGAAAACCUGAAUGGCGCUCCAUAUCAAAUGUUGCAAGAAAACAAUCAUUCUGAAUGGAUAACAUCUCAAAAUGGUCAAUUUUGGAAAGAAGGUCCUUUUGUUCUGGAUAGUUCAAAGGUUUUGUGGAAAAGUGCAGAUCAAGAUCUUUCAACUUGA
Messenger RNA from Caenorhabditis briggsae, 267 nucleotides. The record is from RefSeq and is a predicted model, not a curated record. The coding region runs from base 1 to 267 and encodes 88 amino acids. The transcript has 3 exons. Lineage: Eukaryota; Metazoa; Nematoda; Chromadorea; Rhabditida; Rhabditidae.